Protopolystoma xenopodis is the source of this 855-nucleotide messenger RNA. Lineage: Eukaryota; Metazoa; Platyhelminthes; Monogenea; Polystomatidea; Polystomatidae. The record is from the annotation of a GenBank genome assembly.
AUGGUGCAUUCAUUUAUUUUUUGUACUCCAAAGGCUAAGAAGCUAACCGAUGAAUCUACUCGACUCCGCGGCGAGCUUCAACGCCUCCAUACUCAAAGCAAAUCUUCUUGCAAUUCUUCACCAUCGGCAAGUGGUAUAACCAGCUCGCCCUGCUCUCUGACUACAAGCGGCUCUCCUUCGGCUAGUCCUGGGCCAGGAACUCCCGAGACAGCCUGGCAGGCCAGGCCGGUCGGCUGCUUCAUCACCACAUCUCAGGCUGGUCGAACUUGCUCCAGUGGGUCCGUUGUUCCUGCCUUGAGUCCUACAGUCGUUGCAUCCGUUGCCACUAGUGCAACCGCCUCUUCGGUAUCCUCGAGUUCAAUUGCCACUAUAGCUGCUAGCUCCCACAACACCACCAACCUUAUCUCUUCCAUCUCCGUCGCAUCCACCAGUCCUGUCGGCGGCCUGGGCCGGUCCCCAAGAGCAGGAGUAAAUAGUGCUGCGGCAGCCGCCACCUCUGUUAAUUCCGCUAUCCAACCAAGUACACCAUUGACAAGCGGUGCGCUUGCGCCUCGCCGGACUUCUUUACUAUUGUCUUCUUCAAGUUCUGCUGGUGUCGUGGCUUCCGUUCUAAAGGCGGGUUCCUCAUCGGCAUCCGGGGCUACUGGAGCUGCCUACCACAUGCCAGCUUAUGCAUUUCAUCAACAUCGACACACUUCACCUGGUGGCCCCAAUGUCAGCGUGCUCUCGACUGGACCGACAGUUCGCAGCCUGAUACAAAGCAUCGAAAAUCAAGUAAAUAAAUUCGUUCUCUUAUCUUUUGUUUGUUUGCCAUUUGUGUAUUCAUUUCCCUUGUUAAUUGAUGCACGAAAAUAA